AUGAUUACUUUCAUAUAUCAAUAUCUAAUUCUAAUUGUUCAAUUCAGUAUAGGAUUAACUGCAUACAAAAAUGAAAUAGAACAUAAAAACAAUUGGAUAAAACCUAUAAUAACUCAUUCACCUUCAGAUGUAUUUUCAACAGAUAGUGUACUUGAAUUUACAUGUCAAGCUACUGGAUAUCCAAAACCUAUAAUUGUAUGGUAUGAUGCAAUGACUGGUAAACAAGUUAUUGAUGAAAUACCAAGUAGUGGAACAACUUCUGGUAUACAUGUAAAUCAACAUUAUGGUAAACUAUUAGUUUCUAGUCCUGAAAGAGGUAAAUUGUAUUCAUUUUAUUGUAAUGCUUCAAAUUCAGCCGGAUGGACAAUAAGUCAACCACCAGUACGUGGUGGUUCAGUUUAUAUAAGUUCCCAAUUUAAACAAAUACCAGUGGAUAAAACUGUUCAUGAAGGUGAUAAAGUUGUAAUGGAAUGUAUUCCUCCAAUAGGAUUACCUGAAGUCAAGGUCUACUGGUUGAAAAAUAAUAAUUUGAUUUCUGCUCAGAAUGGAGUAAAACCUAAGAAUAAUAUCUCUGUGAUAAAUGAGUUGAAGUCGAAUAUUGAAAUAUCAAUCGAUGGAAGUUUGCAUAUAAAUCCUGUCACUAUUAAAGACAGCGGAACAUAUACUUGUGUGGCGUCUAAUAUUGCCGGUGAACAAGUUUCGCCUUCAGCCUAUCUGAUAGUUAAGUCACGUACUCGAUUCCUGGAAACUCCCGUAGAUAUUAGGGUCAAAAAGGGACGUGAUAUCAAGCUGAAAUGCAAAGUUGAAGGAAAUUAUGUUGUUAAAUGGAAACGAGGCCCUGGUGAAGAACCAAUAGAUCCGCAUCGAGCUGAACUGACUGAAAGUUAUCUCCUUAUCAGAAACGCUCAGAUUUCAGACUCUGGUACAUAUAUUUGCACUGCUGCUGGAGGUAUUGAAGCUGAUGCCACGGUUACAGUUGAUACACCACCAGCAUUUUCUGUCACACCCGAUGAUCUGACCGUUAACGAAGGAGAAACUGCAGUGUUUCAUUGUAUAGCUGCAGGGCAUCCAUUGCCAUCAAUUUAUUGGGAACUUCCAGAUAAAACACCGAUAUUUCCUGGUGAUCAAACAAUUAAUGAAUUUCAUAAUGGCAAACAUUAUCUAACUCCUGAAGGAAGUUUGGAAGUUAGAGAUGUCAGACAAAAAGAUUCUGGUAAAUACCAAUGCACAGCGCAUUCAUCUAUCGAUACAAUUCAUACGAGUGCAACAUUGCACGUCAUUAACCAAUCUAAGAAAAAGGUGGAUUCAUCGAAAGAUGUAUAUUCAAUUUCUGAAAACGAACCAAGCCAAUUUUCUAUAUCUAAUUUUUAUUGGCUAGCCCCUAUAAUAGGACUUCCACCUCCAAACCAAACACGAACUGUGGGUGAGAUAGUCACCUUGGAUUGCGAACUGGGAUUAACUAGAGGCUUGCCUGGAUCUUUGGCAUCAACAUUGCCCUAUUCAGAUCUAUCUGAUUGGUCUAUUGGAUGGUAUAGGUCUACGAAGGAUGGUGUAAAGGAAAAUAUAGACAUCUCAAACCUGCCUUAUGAUCAGCGUUACACUUUGCUUCCACGAGGUAGCCUUCAGAUAUCAAAUUUACGAAUAGAAGAUUCUGGAAAUUAUACAUGUAUUGCAAAAGCAGUUAUCAAACCUUACAUAGAUGAGAGUUUGGUGUCAUUUACUUUGCAAUCCAACUGGACCUCUUACUUAGAUGUUGUACCUGAAGGAUCACCGGCAACGGCACCUAUCAUCAACGAAAGUCCUCUUCCUCCGCCAGAAAACCUAAAAGCUACUAAUGUGACGUCAUCGACUGUCAUACUAGUUUGGGAUCUACCAUUUCCACCAUCUAUUUCGCAAGAAUUCACACGAGGUAGCCCAAUGAAUUCUCGUCAGAUUACCUAUUGGGUAGAGCUCUAUAGACCUGAUAGACCAACAGAUGGAUGGAUAGUGGUUGAGAAAAAUUGGCAUGCACAUACUGUACAGUUAGGAGGAUUACAACCAGAAACUAUAUAUUAUUUUUUAAUUAGACCUCGCUGGAAUGAAGGAAGAGUAGGUUGGGCCAGCGCCCCUCUGGGUCCAGUUUUAACUUUAAAAGAACAAGUUGUAAGUCAUCAAGAAGUUCAACUAUCGGACAGAGAAACUUUGAAGUCCUUUAAAAAUGUUAACUUAAUAUUGUUACAUUUGUAUCCACUUUCACCUAAAAGGGUGCGAGUUAGCUGGUCCAUUACAGAAGCUCUCCCUGUACUAUCAUUGGUAAAAGGUUAUUCAGUUUAUCACAGAGAAGUCCCCAUGAUGCAGUGCAUUUCUAACAAACUCGAGGGUAUUUACUCAGAUACAACUGGACUAACAACAAAAAAUGGGGAAAGAAUGUACUGCAGUAUCAAAUCUACCACCUCCCUAGAUUCACAUUCUCUAUUUCGUCUUGAAACAAUGCAAACUCUACAACAAAAUCUUAAGAAUAAGCAAGAACAGGAAUUAAAUAACGCAACAUCAGACCGGUGGACAAUCAUCGAUAUCAAAACUCAAUAUCAGAAAGAUAGGAAAUAUAGUGAGAUUCAUAAUGCAUUAACAAUUCAAGAAACUAGCCUUUUACGUGAUCUUGAAGCUUUUCGAUGCUAUGAAAUCAAAGUUAAAGCAUAUUCAUCUAAUUCUUUGAUGAAAAAUAUUGAAAGCCGAGAAAGUAAUACACUUAAAGUUUUAACUUUUGAAAGUUUUCCAAGUUCACCACCGGAUAAAAUAUUUGCUGUAUGGAUAUCUAAUACAACUAUAGAACUCUCAUGGGAUCCACCACCUGUAAACCAUUGGAAUGGAUUAUUAAUGGGUUAUAUAAUUUAUGUAUAUGAUGAAGAUGCAAGUAAUCAUCAAAAUUUCAAUUUAUCUUAUACUGAACAAAAGACAUUAAUUAAAGGAUUAACUGGAAAAACUAUAUAUUUUGUUCAAAUAGCUGCAGUUACAUGUAAAGGAAUUGGAGUACGAAGUGCACCUAUUCAAUUAAAACCAGAUUUACGUAAAAAAGGAUUAGGUGUUGGUUGGGGUUUUGAUAUACAAACUGGUAAACUUUUACAAUUUAUGAAUAUUGAAAGAAAAGAAAUUAAUGAUAAAAGGGGGGAAGAUUUUAUAAAUCAACCAUGGCUUAUUGUGACAGUGAUAUGUAGUUUAUUAGUAUGGUGUGCUACUGUUGCUUUGAUAACAUUUUGUUGUAGAUAUCAACGUUAUCGAUUUAGAAAAUCUCCUGGUACUGUACUUAUAACCAAUCAUUCACAAUGUGGCUCAAUAGCUGAUGGAUCUAACAAUAUUAGCACAAAUAUAAAUAAUUCCAUAAAUGAAAAUAAAAUUUCCAAAAGUUCACAUCUUUUACAAAAAGAUCAUGUUCAAUUGGAACCAUUAUUAAGAUCAGAAACACCAAAUAUAGAAAAUGAUAAUUGUUUAGAAUCUAUAGAUAAAGGGAAAUAUGUUGGAUGGCAUCAUUAUCCAUCAACUACUCAAAAUCAAACUUUACAUAAUAUGACUACUAAUUCCCAUAAUGAGUUUAAUAAUACAGAGUCAUGUGAUACUCAAUUCAAUUCAUUCAAUCCAGCACUUUUAGCAUUGUCUCAUUCUCCAUGUAUACUGAAUGAAACUAGAUUGGAUGCUGGAUUGUAUGCUACAGCAGAAAAUGUUACUAAUACAAUCGUACAUAAUAACCAUCAUCCAAAUAUUCAAUCUAACAACACCCAAACGAAUCAUCAUAUACUUCAAGGGCCAAAUACAUUAAUACCUUUCCCAAAUGAUUGUACUUCACGUACAUCUUAUUUAAGUUAUCAAUCUCAUAUUAUCCCACAAUCUCAAAUCAAUACUAAUAUCCCAAAUGGAUAUCAUAAUAUAGAUCAAAAUUUGUCUUCAGUAACAAGAAUUGGUUUAACUAGUUUACCUUUAAUAGCACCAGUAGCUCCAAUUAAUAGUUUACAACAUAUAAACGAAUCAAUACCAUCUUCUCAUUCAAUACAUGAUUGUCAUGGACAAAUACCACAAUUGACUGUAGCACCUUAUGCAACUGCAUCUCUUAUUCAUAAUGCAUUAAAUGGUAAUAAAAAUACCUCAACAAAAAAUUGUACUUCGCCAACAUUUUAUACUAUGAACAAUGGUGUUUAUGAUGACAAUAUUGAUACACCUAGUGAAUUAACUUAUGAAUUCGAUGAAAAUGUAACUCCUUCUGUAUCUACAAAAUGUAAUGUACUUCAAACACAAUUACAAACUAAUCAACCAUCAUAUACAAAUGCUUGUUAUCGAACAAGUAAUAAUGAAGAAAAUGGGAACUUACCACAGUUUUCUCCACCAGGACAACAUGAUCUAGUUGAAUGUUCACAAAGACAAGAGAUUAGAAAUAAAUCAAACUCGGCAACAUCUAGUAGUUUAACAAAUGAUGAUGAAAAAUCUUAUAGAUGGAAAAAAAUAGCAACAGCAGAUGAAUCGGAUAGUAAUUAUUUUAAACAAAAUCAUUCAAAAAUGAUAGUAACCAUGACAACAACUACAACACCAACAGCAACAACAUCACAGCAACAAAAUUCCUUCACAUCAAAAUCUGAACAAGGUGAAGGAUAUUUAUUUUGUUAUAAUGAUAAACAAAUAAUACUACCACCACCACCAAAAUCACCUCCACCUCCAGCACCAAGAUAUAAUCAUACUAUACAUGAUAAUAAUGAUAAUAUAAUCAAUUAUCAAUGUUCACCUAUAAAAAUUGAUGAACAUCAAGAAUAUUCAUCUUCAUCAUCAUUAUCAUCAUCAUCAUCAUUAACCCAUACACGACAUACAUCUGCAUCAAUUACUAAUGAUAUGAAAUCAAUUCCAAAAUCUUAUCCAAUGAUAAUAACUAGUAAACAUAAAGAAACAGAGUAUCUGUUCAGUACUAAUAACCAUGAUCAUCAUCAUCAUCAACAUCAACACAAUAAUCACUCACCUAUCAAUGAACAAAAUAUAUACUACUCAAAUUUUUAUAGUAGUGAUGAUGAAAGAGAAAAUGAACAAAUUCAGAAUAAAAAAUCAAUAAAUGAAUCAAUAAUGAAUGGUACAAAGUAUUCUGAUCAGCAUCCUCAUCAACAUCCUUAUCAACAACAUCAACAUCAACCUUAUCAACAUCGAGAUCCUUCAUUAAAUUCAUCUUAUUCAAUAGAUAAACAAUCAUUUAUACAAAAACCUAUAAUGUCAUUGAAUGAAAAUGAAUUACCUAAUACUGCAUCAUCAACAACAUUUUGUAUUAAAUUAAAUCCAGAAGAACAUUCUAGUUCAACUUAUGCUCAAGUAUAUUAAGCUUAUAUAUACAUAGAUCAAUGAGGAUUCUUUACAUAGCAACCUAUGUUGCUAUGUAGUAACUAUAAUGUAUUUACAUGUAAGAUGUAUUAUAUAAGAAAUAUAUAUAUAUAUAUUGUACAUUAUUCAAUUAUUGUUUCUACAUCAAAUAGGA
Molecule: messenger RNA, 5479 nt
Organism: Schistosoma rodhaini
Lineage: Eukaryota; Metazoa; Platyhelminthes; Trematoda; Strigeidida; Schistosomatidae
Source: the annotation of a GenBank genome assembly